Messenger RNA from Talaromyces amestolkiae, 2265 nucleotides. RefSeq lists its product as uncharacterized. Gene Ontology annotation, molecular function: DNA binding; DNA-binding transcription factor activity, RNA polymerase II-specific; zinc ion binding. The coding region runs from base 1 to 2265 and encodes 754 amino acids. Lineage: Eukaryota; Fungi; Ascomycota; Eurotiomycetes; Eurotiales; Trichocomaceae. The transcript is spliced from 3 exons. Gene Ontology annotation, biological process: DNA-templated transcription; regulation of DNA-templated transcription. The record is from RefSeq and is a predicted model, not a curated record.
AUGGCGGAAACGCCGAACACCAGCUCUACUGUCGAUGGCCUCAAGGCUCAUGCAUGCGUUCUCUGCCAGCGACGAAAGGUCAAAUGCGACCGGAGACAACCAUGCGCAACCUGUGCCAAAGCAUGGCUGGUCUGUGAGUAUCGUGAACCGCUACCGCCUCGGAGGCGAAAAAAGAAAGAUUCCGAGACCACUUUGGCUGCUCGGGUCCGGCACUACGAACAUGCACUCCAGAAAGCCGGAAUCGAUGUGUCUUCAAUUGAUGCGGAGGAGCCUCUGCGAAUGAAUACUAGAAAUACAGUUGAAGCCGCGAGCAUUCGAAACACUCCGGUAUCGCGAGACAACCAUAGCAUUAUUUCAACCGAGAACAGUCCUGGGCAAGGGCCAGGUAGAUUAGUCUCCAGAAAGGGGAGAUCCCUUUACCUUGACAAUCAUCUGUGGAAAAGCGUUAGCCAUGAACUUCAAGACGCCGACGACAUACUCCCAGAGGAUGUCUCAGAAAAAUCUGCGGAACCUAGAAUUCAAAAUGGCGAAGAAUUCAAUAGUAGCUUCCUAUUUGGAGGUGGAAAAUCACGUCAAGUCCUCACACAUUGCCAUCCAAAUACGAUACAGAUCUUUCAAUUGUGGCAUACAUUUCUUGACGGUAUCAAUCCACUAACAAAGAUUGUCCAUGUACCUUCCUUACAACAACAAAUUCUGGAUGCUGCAAGCGACCUGGGCUCUUUGUCACCCGAGAUGGAGGCUCUUAUGUUUUCAAUCUACUCAUCAGCGUUGCUGUCCAUGCAGGUGGACGAAGUCCAGAAGUACUUCAAGCAAUCGAAAUCCACCCUUUUGGCUCGAUAUCGGCAGUAUGCACAACAGGCGUUGGUAAAUGCAGGAGUCCUUGGAACGUCGGAGCUUAUGGUGCUCCAAGCAUUUAUUCUCUUCAUACUUUCUGUCCGGCUUGUGUACAAUCCACAUGUUCUUUGGUCAUUAAGUGGAAUCUGCAUCAGAAUAGCGCAACGCAUCGGUCUUCACAGGGACGGCUCAAAGCUGGGUUUAUCUGUCUUUGAAGCAGAGAUGCGUCGACGAAUCUGGUGGAACUUGACAGUCGUUGAUGCCACCAUAGGCCACUUGGCUGGCUGUGAAUCACAUAUGUUGCCCUUGGCGGAUACUCGAUUGCCGAGUAAUAUCAAUGAUAGCGCUCUUGAUCCCGACAUGAAGGAGAUCCCGGACGAAUCCUCGGGACCGACCGAAAUGAUCUUUUGCCUGAUGUCUUACGAGCUUGGUGCUUGGCUUGCUAGGCAGGCUGAAAGUAAGACCUCAUCUUUUGACGGUUUCUGGGAGUUUCUAGGCUCUACAUCGAUCCCUAUCCAACAGAAAGACGGCAUGAUCGACGAACUCGAGCAAAUUUUCGAACGAAAGUAUAUCAGUCAUUGUGAUUCCUCCAUUCCCUUACAUUUCGUGACAUUUGUGGUAGCCAAAUCGGCCGUAACUAGUUCACGGCUACGGGUACAUCAUCCACGACAAUUCCAGGAAAGGGGACAGCCUCUCCCACCAGCCGAAAGGGACUUGCUAUUCAAUCUUUGCCUAAGGCUUCUCGAAUUCGCGGAUCCAAUUUUCCGAAGUCAGAAAGUACAAAAGUUUCAUUGGUAUCUUGAUUUCCAUUUUCCCUGGGAAGCUCUGAUUAUCAUGCUAUUGGUUUUACGCUAUCGCAAGACUGGGCAAGAAGUAGCCAAAGCCUGGCAACUGAUUGAUAUACUAUUUAGACGCCAACAAAAGAUCAUGACUCAACGUAAACGAAGUCCUCUGCAUUUAGCAGUUGCCAACCUAGCAAUCAAGGCUUGGUCGGCGCAUGUCACAGAGGCGGAGCGCAGCCAAGUUGACACCUUCCCACAACCCGAGUUUAUCAGUUUGCUAUGGCGAUAUGCUCAUCAAGAUGUACCACUUCCGUCAACGUUUUCAAUCUCGAGUGAGGCAACAGGGGAGCGGCAACAGACAAGCUCCGAACAUGACAUACCCACCCCGACUUUGACAUCAAGUAGGAGUCAUAUCAACAAUAGUGCUCAGAGUACCUUCGGAUCGUUCCCAAUCAGUACAGAAGGAAAUACAUAUAAGCAGGCAGACGCGAAUGACGGUGACGACGCAACGAAUGGCGCUAUGGAGGUUGAAGCAAACCUUUUCAAUGACAGUCCUUUUGAUUGGGAUCAAUGGGAUGCCCUGCUCCAGGAAUUUCAAGACUACAAUGCUAACGAUAUGAAUAUGCUCUUUCCUCCGCCCUUAUCAUAA